Molecule: messenger RNA, 363 nt
Organism: Trypanosoma conorhini
Lineage: Eukaryota; Euglenozoa; Kinetoplastea; Trypanosomatida; Trypanosomatidae
Exons: 1
Source: RefSeq, a predicted model, not a curated record
UCGCUGCGGCGGCAUUUUGUGCCGCCUUCCGCUGAGGCGAGAAAGGGCAGAGAACACCAGGCGACUGCCCACCCGCGAACAGGAGGAGGAGGAGGCCGCCGCAGUGCCCGCCACGAUGAAAACAUGCAGAGCGCCCAGCACUUAAACUCCGCGAGGGGCCGUUUUGCCACGCGACUUCGACCGCACGGGGCGCAGCCGGCGAAGGCGGCAGCGGCAGUCGGGAUUGGGCCACGGCGCACUCUCCCUUUCUUCCCUCCCACUGUGCCUCUGCCCGUCUCUUCAUGCCCACGGAAGAGGGCAGCGGCAGCAGCCGCCAGACACGCGGCGCCCCCGGCGCCGACGGCGAAGGAAGCGUCCACGUGA